Molecule: messenger RNA, 2298 nt
Organism: Aspergillus steynii IBT 23096
Lineage: Eukaryota; Fungi; Ascomycota; Eurotiomycetes; Eurotiales; Aspergillaceae
Product: Zn(II)2Cys6 transcription factor
Exons: 5
Coding region: 1-2298 (765 amino acids)
Biological process (GO): regulation of DNA-templated transcription; DNA-templated transcription
Molecular function (GO): DNA-binding transcription factor activity, RNA polymerase II-specific; zinc ion binding; DNA binding
Source: RefSeq, a predicted model, not a curated record
AUGUUGAGACGCACGAGGCGAGCACCAAAGGCAUGCUCGUGGUGUCACCACCGCAAAGUCCGAUGCGACGCUUCCAUCCGUGGGUGUCCUUGCGCGCGAUGUCGGCAGGACGGACGGCCAGAGUGCGUGCUGCGUGGAAGGCUGCCGCGCAACUUCAGCGGGUUCGCGAUCACAGACGAUGAUGCGGGCUAUCUCGGUGCAGAUCCCAUCAGUCGAACGAUAUCCGCCGGGCAUGUUAUCUUCUCAUCGUACCCGUUCGUCGAGCUUCGGGGCGAGAAGUACCUGGAUAAAGACGAUCUGGCUUAUCUUGCAGCGAAAGGAUGUCUGAGUGUUCCUGAUAAAACGCUCAUCGAGGAUUUCCUCCGAGGGUACUUUCUGCACAUUCAUCCGUACGUGCCGAUUCUUGACGAAGCGGAAGUCUGGGAUUUGUAUCGGCAACGGGAUGAAGAUGAUAGUUCGAGGAGGAUGUCGCUAUUGCUGUUUCAAGCAAUUCUCUUUGCUAGUUGUCCGUAUGUUUCGGUCGAGAUUAUUCGGAAGUGCGGUUUUCAAGACAAAAGGAGCGCAAGGAAUGCGUUUUACAACAGGGCAAAGAUUCUUCUCGAUCUUAAAGGAGACGACAGACCACUAGUACAAGCACAAGGAGCCGUACUUCUAUCACUUCACACCUCGGCCGAUGAACCCCAAGCCGGAAGCCUGUGGUUGACUCGCGCCAUCCAAGCCGCCAUGCUUGUCGGAUACAAGGCUGGGCCCUACGAGGACGUAGAAGUCUCCAUCAAGAAGCGACUCUGGUGGUCCAUUAUUCUGCGCGACCGAAGCUUGUGUCUUGGUCUUCGCCGUCGGCCACAGGUUACUUCGAUCGAUAUGGGAAUGGGGAUUGAGCCUCUUGAAGAGGAAGACUUCGCGCAGGAAAUCAAUCGGUCGCUUGUGUAUCGGGCAAACACGAAGCGCUUGCUGUUUAAGGCACUGCAGGAACAGUGUCGUCUGGCGGUUUUGUUGACUGAGAUGGUGUCUUGUGUGUUUGCUUCGCAUGGACUGUCUGCGCCGAGUCUCUCGCUUGAUGAGUUCAAAGAGUCCUUGACGAAUAUUGGGAGGAUCAAAGAGUCAAUGCAGCAGUGGGAAAUAUGCUCGAAGAUCUCAACCUGGUUAGAGGACGAUCUGCCAGAGUCAGUGACGCUGUUUGUGAACUUCACUCUUAUGUAUUACCAAACUGCUCGAAUCGACCUCGCACAUUACGAAGCUCUUCUCAUCGAGAACCACGUCUUCUUUGCUGGACAUGACUACAUCUCACAACUAGUCGACACAGGAACCACCCUCCACGAUGCCAUGAACAGCCUCACAUCCAUAAUGGAAUAUUUUAGCCGCGAAGGCCGUGCUCAGAGCCUUCCACUCAGCGUCCUCGCCUAUGUCGCCAUGCCCCUCGUGCUCUCAGCCAUCGACCUCAAGCUCUCCUCGUCCUCAGCAGACCUACAAACAAGACGUCGCCGUCUCGACGCUCUGGGCGAAAUAGUCCGUCACUCAGGCCAGAUCUACGACGUGACGGAUUGCGUCCGCUCGGGCACAAACCAUAUUCUUCAGCUGGCGUACAUCACGGCCCAGCAUCUUUUUCUUCGGUGGGAUCGUGACUCGUCGUCCCCGUCGACGCAGUCAUGCGCUAGAUCUGAAACCGCGGUCGACGCAGAUCUAAUCGAAGCGUCGGCGCAGCCAUAUGUAGCUCGCAGAGCGAAGAAUUGGUACGAUGCCUUCUUGCAGUGUCCGCGCGCGUAUCUCUUGAUUUCUACCUCGGUGGAUUAUAGUCUCGCGGUGGGACGACUGCCAGGUGAUGGAUGCCUGCCGGAGCUGGUGAGGUCCAUUCCGCCGAUUGGGGUGGGCAUUCGGUUGCCAUGGACUGUUGAUGUUAGGGAGACUGCGAAGCCUCUGGUUAAAUCUGGAGCGACAUGCGAUGCAGACGGUGGGAGUGAGCGAGACCAUGUAUCUCAUGCUGUCUCCGGGAAAACGGAUCAGUCUGGGACUGAGGAUCAGGUUAAUUUGGAUUAUUUUCAUAUGGACGUCAUAUCCAUCAGCUCUUCGAGUCCGUCGCCAGAUGGCAUGUCUGAUAUCGGAGCGUCUGCCAAUCCCGAUGAACAAGGAGCGCAGGAUGAAGCUGUUCCAGAUUUCGACGCAGAUCUGGAUUUCAACAUGGAGGAAUGGCAGUUGGACAACGACGAUGAUAUUUUUGACCCGGUCAUCGCAUCUAUGGUGCAAGACUAUCUUGGAGGCAGUCCAGAAAUGGCCGGGGAGACGACUGUUGUUGACAGCUGA